This is a messenger RNA of Magnusiomyces paraingens, 2643 nucleotides long. RefSeq lists its product as uncharacterized. Gene Ontology annotation, biological process: amino acid transmembrane transport. The record is from RefSeq and is a predicted model, not a curated record. Gene Ontology annotation, cellular component: membrane. Gene Ontology annotation, molecular function: amino acid transmembrane transporter activity. The transcript has a single exon. NCBI's taxonomy places the organism in Eukaryota, Fungi, Ascomycota, Dipodascomycetes, Dipodascales, Dipodascaceae. Bases 1 to 2643 code for a protein of 880 amino acids.
AUGCGCAAAAAACUGGCAGCGCUCUUUGCCAUAGAUUCAACAUCAUCAUCCCAUCCCGGGCGUGGUUUUGACCGCCGACGUAGUUCAACCGGAGCUCGUGGAGGCUCCAGAAGAACCCAUGCGGCUCACGGCUCGUCCAGAACUGCGGACCCUUCCUCAGCUAAUAACAACGACAAUGAUAACGAAGCCGAUGCGCAUUCAGUUACUUCAGCAUUCACAUUUGACUUUGAUUAUGAUGCAGAACUCUUUGAUGAUGAAGAGGAAGAGGAUGGGCACCAAGUCCCUGUCCACGACCACCACCAUGCGUCACCUAACAACCGCCAUCACAACAACAACAACAACAACAACAACAACAACAACAAUCAUCAUCAACUAGGACACGUCUACGAACAAAGUCACGGCACCGGCUCACCCACGUUUUCUCCCCAAACUCCAGCACUUAUUCUCACAAACGAACAGGCUUCAACAACUCGCGUUUUACAUGACCCAGGGUUUGCAGGAGCGGCGCGGGCGCGUACUCAUUCAUUCGCAAGCCCUGCACAAAGUCCUGCAUUUGGUCCUGCACUAUCUCAUAUCUACUCGGCAUCAUCACCUUCAAGUAGCCCGCAUCUCCAUCACUAUCAUUCUUCUUCGGUCUCAUCGGAAACUUCAUCAUCUGGGACCUCCUACACGUCCCCAGCAAAGACAAAGCAUAUUAUUAUGCCGCUUUAUACGAUUGCAUCGACAACAGAUUCAGAUGCACCCAUCCACGGCCACCCAUCUCCUAAAAAUUACUAUUCUGAACACCAUACUCAAGGCCCCACUAAACAAACCCUUGUCCACAACCGGCGCAGCUCGGUUUCCAGUGCCCAUGACCUCAGCAUGUCAGAUCCGCAUCAUUUUUCGGGUGCUUUAUCAUCCGAUGGGUCUGUCCCAUCAUACGAAAACAAAACAGGUCUGGCGCGUGUUGCAGGCCAGUUCGUUCACUCGUUUAAGUUUGCUGAACUCCAAACUAAUCUAGAUACGGUAGACCAUUCCAUCGUCAACAAAGCCACCGUUGGAACAGCGACCACUCCUCUGGCUCGCGGACUCAAGCCUAGACAUAUUCAAAUGAUUGCAUAUGGCGGGUCCAUCGGCACCGGCCUUUUCAUUUCCUCCGGCAAGUCCCUGUCUCAAGGUGGGCCUGCUGCAUUAAUCAUUGGGUUCAUGCUCACAGCCUUAAUGCUUCUUUUCACUCUCCAAGCCCUCGGUGAAUUGGCAGUGUGCUUCCCAGUCUCGGGCGCAUUUUCCACCUACUCCACACGGUUCCUGGACCCAGCGUGGGGGUUCGCACUAGGCUGGAAUUAUGUUCUCCAGUGGGUUGUUGCAUUUCCAUUAGAACUGGUAGCUGCCUCUAUCACCAUCCAGUACUGGGCCCCGACUUCAGAUUCAUCUGCUUCAAGCACACGCACCGUUGGAGGAGUUCCACUCGAGGCUUGGGUCGCCAUUUUCUGGGUCAUUAUUGUGAUUUUUAAUCUCUUUGGCGUCCAAAUCUACGGCGAAACUGAGUUUAUCUUCUCUACCCUCAAACUCUUGGCUCUAGCCGGAUUUAUCAUCCUGGGUAUUGUGCUAGCCGCCGGCGGCAGCCCCAACCAUCAGGGCUAUAUUGGUGCCCGAUACUGGCACAACCCAGGUUCCUUUUCCCAUGGCUUCAAAGGAGUUUGUUCAGUUUUUGUAAACGCGGCCUUUUCCUACUCGGGCUCGGAACUGGCAGGACUCACCGCUGCGGAAACAAGAAACCCUCGCCGUUCUAUUCCUUCCGCCAUCAAGCAGGUCUGCUGGCGUAUCAUCCUUGUUUACAUUCUUUCCCUCACCCUCAUUGGGUUUCUUGUUCCUUAUAACGACCCAAGACUCAUCGAUGGCUCCUCUGACUAUGAUGCUUCUGCUUCACCCUUUGUCAUUGCUAUCAAAAACGCUGGCAUCUCAGGGCUGCCUUCCGUUUUCAAUGCAGCAAUCCUAAUCGCAGUGUUAUCUGUUGGUAAUGCAUCCGUCUAUGCUAGUACACGUACUUUAGCUGCGCUGGCAGCCCAAGGUAUGGCUCCCCGCCAAUUAGGAUACAUUGACAAUGCUGGCCGGCCCAUCAUUGCCUUGACAAUUGUCUGCUUGUUUGGUGCUCUUGCCUUUGCUGCUGGUAGCUCUGCCGAAGUCCCCAUGUUUAUCUGGCUCAUGUCUAUUUCUGGCCUAUCUUGCAUCUUCACCUGGUCCUCCAUCUGCCUUUGUCACAUCCGUUUCCGCCGUGCCUUGGCUGUCCAAAAUAGAUCUACCAACGAGCUCAUCUUUCAGGCUCCGCUCGGCGUCUGGGGUUCUGUCAUUGGGUUUUCUCUCAAUAUGCUGGUCCUCAUUGCCAUUGUCUGGGUCGCGCUAUUCCCUGUAAAUUCAACAAAUGGCGGCAGGGCAGACGCGGAAAACUUCUUUUCGAUAUACCUCUGUCUUCCAGUAACUCUGGCAUUUUACUUGCUUUACAAAAUAUACUACCGCACCAAGUUCAUUCGUGCCAAAGAUAUGGAUCUUGACACGGGUCGCCGUGAGAUUGAUGUUGAGCUUCUACAGCUUGAAAUUGCAGAAGAAAAAUCGCGCCUACGUGAUCGUGGUCAUCUCUACUAUCUUUAUAAACUAUGGUGCUGA